This is a messenger RNA of Micropterus dolomieu (smallmouth bass), 4241 nucleotides long. RefSeq names its product gastrula zinc finger protein XlCGF26.1-like. The record is from RefSeq and is a predicted model, not a curated record. Gene Ontology annotation, cellular component: nucleus. The transcript is spliced from 3 exons. Gene Ontology annotation, biological process: regulation of immune system process; negative regulation of transcription by RNA polymerase II; regulation of cytokine production. Gene Ontology annotation, molecular function: DNA-binding transcription factor activity, RNA polymerase II-specific; RNA polymerase II cis-regulatory region sequence-specific DNA binding. The coding region runs from base 257 to 1888 and encodes 543 amino acids. Lineage: Eukaryota; Metazoa; Chordata; Actinopteri; Centrarchiformes; Centrarchidae.
UCCUUUGUUAGCACGCCAACGUGUUCGUGUGUUCCCGGAGUGAACUAGAGCCUGUAUGUUUGGAUAAACCUUCUUUUAUACAGUCAGUGGGAUAAACGUGUUAAAGUGGAAACUUUGGUUUCACCUUUCAUCUCCUGUUAGCCACGAAUGCUAACUGAAGUUAGCUUAGCUUGCUAGCUGGAAAUAGACGGAACUCGGCCACACAGCGCUGGUUGGAGGAACUCUGAGUCCAAACUGUGUUUUUCAUUUGUUUAAAAUGUCUAAAGUCCAGAUGCUGAGAGGUUUUAUCAACCAGCGACUAACUGCGGCUGCUGAAGAGAUAUUUGGGCUGUUUGAAAGAACGAUAUCAGAGUACGAGGAGGAACUCUGUCGUUCCAAAGAGGAGAACCAGAGACACAGGAAACUACUGGACGCUGUUUUCCAGCCUGAAGUCCGGUUACACAGAGCAGAAGAGCUUCCCCCUGAGCAGCAGCAGUGGAGCCCCAGGCUGGACCAGGAGGACCCACCAGAGCCGUCGCACAUUAAAGAAGAACAGGAGGAGCUCUGGACCAGUCAGGAGGGAGAGCAGCUUCCAGGACUGGAGGAGGCUGAUAUCACCAAGUUCCCAAACGUCCAGCAGCUGUUGGUGAGUAAAGAAGAGGUUCCCCCUGAGCAGCAGCAGUGGAGCCCCAGGCUGGACCAGGAGGACCCACCAGAGCCGCCACACAUUAAAGAGGAACAGGAGGAGCUCUGGAACAGUCAGGAGGGAGAGCAGCUUCCAGGACUGGAGGAGGCUGAUAUCACCAAGUUCCCAUUCACUCCUGUCCCUGUGAAGAGUGAAGAAGAUGAUGAAGAGAAACCUCAGUCCUCACAGAUUCAUCAAAGCCAAACUGAAGCUAACAGAGAUGCAGAAAAUUUUAAAACAGAAACUGAUGGAGAGGACUGUGGAGGGCCAGAACCAGCCAGGAACUUUAACCCAGAUAGUCCUUUACAAACAGAUACUCAUGACCAGACUUCACUCUGCUCUGAACCUGAGACUGAUGAUAGUUGUGAUUGGGAGGAGAGCAGGGAACCUCAGCCAGGUUUAAACCCUCUGCAAAACAAUGAAGUACCUGUAAGUGAUCAGGAAUGUAACACUGGAGAAACAUCAGUUAGCUCCUCUGAAUGUGCUGCAAGAUUUGGCCACAAGGAUCAUCUGCAGAACCACAAUGGAACCCAAACAGGAGUGAAACCAUUUAGUUGCUCAGUUUGUGGUAAAAGAUUCACAGAAAAGGGAAAUCUGCAACGACACACUACAGUCCACACAGGGGAGAAACCAUUUAGCUGCUCAGUUUGUGGUAAAAGAUUCACACGAAAGGGAACUCUGAGACUACACACUAAACUCCACACAGGGGAGAAACAGUUUAGCUGCUCAGUUUGUGGUAAAAGAUGCAAAGACAAGGGAACUCUGAGACGACACUCUACAGUCCACACAGGGGAGAAACCAUUUAGCUGCUCAGUUUGUGGUAAAAGAUUCACAGAAAAGGGAAAUCUGCGACGACACUCUACAGUCCACACAGGGGAGAAACCAUUUAGCUGCUCAGUUUGUGGUAAAAGAUUCGCACGAAAGGGAAAUCUUGGACCACACUCUGCAGUCCACACAGGGGAGAGACCAUUUAGCUGCUCAGUUUGUGGUAAAGAAUUCACAGAAAAGGGAACUCUGAGACUACACGCUAAAGUCCACACAGGGGAGAAACCAUUUAGCUGCUCAGUUUGUGGUAAAAGAUUUGCACAAAAUGGAACUCUGAGACUACACGCUAAAGUCCACACAGGGGAGAAACCAUUUAGCUGCUCAGUUUGUGGUAAAAGAUUCACAGAAAAGGGAAAUCUAAGACGACACUCUAAAAUUCACACGGGAGAAACCGUUUAGUUUAGUUUUGUGGUAAAAUAUUUACUCGGCUCCACAGUGUCAAAAGAUACGCAAAUGGUAAAAAAUGAACCUGCUUUUUGAAUGUUGGUCAGAGUCAAAAAUUUCAAAAUCAACAUUUAGGGCUGCACGAUUAAUCUAAUUGCAGUCGCGAUGUGGUCAUGUGCGAUUAAAUAACUGCAAAAAGUGUGCGAUUUAAGCAGAAAAAAGUUAUGCCGAGUUUUGCAUGGCUGCCGAGAAUUGCAUGCAAAACUCGGCUACUGCUUUUAAACGCUAUACUAUCCUUCAUGGGGUUCAUCAAUGGUGACAAAUGAUUCGAAGUGGCCUAUAUAACCUUUUUUUUUUAACGUUUAGAGUUGUUAAUAUUUCGUUACACACAUUCAUUGAGAAUCAGCUAAAAUAUGUGGUGAUAACCGCGUUUGAUCAAUGAGCACAGCAAAGUGUCUGAAAAGGACUUUAAGAGGUGGAUGCAGAUUUCGCCAGAAGAGAUGUUGUAAGCUACCUGCAGAGAUUUGCAUCCACCUCUCUUCUCAGCAUAAAUGAGCGUUAUCAGCCGCGAGGUGCAUGCAACUCUCAGCAGGCAGGAAGAAUUCGGCACAACACCUGUUGCUCUGUGACAGAGACAGUUACAGCAACGUUACGUGUCGUUGGCAGCUAAAGCGGUACGACAGAAGAAAACAGGGAUAAGAUAAAGAAGAUUUGGCUUUGGAUCGCUGGCCAGUUAAUGUUAGCUGUAUUGUUGCCUUUUGUUUUUCAACUUUUCCUAAAUCUAUAAAGCCGAUGUAAGUCACUUCUGGUCAACCGACCAAUCACAGCCUGGACGGGGCGGGACAUUAUGAAAAGUUUAUCAUACUACAGCCAAUCAUUAAAUGUUGAACAAUAUGAUUAUUGACAAGUUAAUACUUUGCAUUAACAAAUUAGAGACCAAUAUAGAUCAUUUUGCUUGCAGAAGGAUUAAAUAAAUAAAAACAACCCACAGAAAUGAAUCAGCUGUAACUGGAUUUAAUAUUCAACUAGUGGUAAAAUAGUAAACUAUUAUAUGAAAUUAUAAUGAAUAUAGUAACAUUAUACUAACAAUAUACUGUUAACUGAACACUAUACUCUUUAUUUAAAGGGGACCUAUUAUGCUUUAUCAUAUUUUCUGUCAUUACUAUAAUGUUACAAUGUCAGAUGUUCACGUUAAACACGGCCAAAGCUUCAAAUAAUGUCAAAGUAUUUAAAAGAAAUCCCAUUGAGCCAAAACCUCAGAUAUCUCCCUGUUCUGAAUGCUCUGUUUUAAACAGUUUUUCUACUAACAGCCCUAUUUCUGCAGCAACCUGGUAAACACGUAAAACAACAGCCAAUCAGAAGACAGUGGGAUUUGGAGGGGGGCCUUAAAGAGACAGGAGCAUCUACAGCUUGUUUCAGACAGAGGCUGAAAUGAAGGCCUGCAUGAAGAACCAGUAUAAGACUUUGAAUCAAGCAAAGCUGCCAUAGAGGAGUCACAGAACUACAAUAUAGGGCUGGAAAUGCAGUAUAAUAGGUCUCCUUUUAAUGUUAUAAUAUUAUGCUAAUACAGUCAUGUAUAGUAGUUCCUCCUCCAGGUUGUGGAUAUAGCCUGUGCAGUGGACAGAUGUAGAUUUAGAUCCAGUGUGCAAGUAUUUGCUCCUUUUAGUCGUCUCCUCCGUAAAGCAUCACGCACCCCUUGUUCUGUUUUACAUCUGUUUUACUAAAGUUAUUGUUAUACAUAUUGUUUAUUUAACUUUGUCCAAGUAGAGAAAAACAUUUACCUUGACAAUCAAGCAAGUAGACUCGGUACCAUUUGUUCCCUUAUAAUGACAAUAUUGUCCACAAUAAUAGUCUUAAAUAAUUUAACAAGGGUCUUAAAUUUUCAACAUCCAUGUAACACUAAUGCUCAUUGAAAUGCUCCCGAAGCGCUUUAGAAUGUUUUUUUCCUUGUUGAGAAUUAUUUUAGAGCAUUAUAGCCAAAGUUGUUAUCAUUAAUUACUAGAGCGAUGGAUAAGAUUAACAUUAAGUUGUCGGGUUACAGCUCAGUCCUGUACUGCACAUCUUGAUAGUUAAAUUAUAAGAAAGGAUGUUGGUGACCACGGAGGAGCUGAUGUUAGUAACGUUAAAGCUAAUUAGGUAAACUGGUCCUUUUAAGCUAAUGAGCAGAUUAUUCUUUUGGGUUUUAAUGUACACAUGAAAUGCUUGUAAUUAUACAGAAGACAGGUGGUUCUCAUGUUGCCUGUUUUUUAUGUUAAUUUCUACAAAUGUAUAAAGCAGUAAAUUUAGACACAAAAGGCAAACAUGAAUAAUCCUCUCUGUAAUAAUUCUGAGGUCAUGUUAACGGUGUUUUCCUGCCAUUAUAAGGCGA